Molecule: messenger RNA, 3576 nt
Organism: Erinaceus europaeus (western European hedgehog)
Lineage: Eukaryota; Metazoa; Chordata; Mammalia; Eulipotyphla; Erinaceidae
Gene: SOX6
Product: SRY-box transcription factor 6
Exons: 19
Coding region: 936-3467 (843 amino acids)
Biological process (GO): regulation of transcription by RNA polymerase II; central nervous system development; cell fate commitment
Cellular component (GO): nucleus
Molecular function (GO): DNA-binding transcription factor activity, RNA polymerase II-specific; RNA polymerase II cis-regulatory region sequence-specific DNA binding
Source: RefSeq, a predicted model, not a curated record
AAUGGCCGGGAGCCCGGCGCUCGCUCGCUGCUGGAUCCCCAGGAUGCGUCCCCUCUCGGAGACUUGUGCCUGGUUCCGGAGGCGGUGACAGAUCUGCGUGGCGGGCUUCUGGUUCUCGUGCCACCCCCAUCCCCCAAAUCCACUCCGAGAAAACACAUGUUGUAGCUGUAGAUAACUGUGCGUAGGACACCAAAGGCAAAAGGGGGAAGGGGAGAGACAGACAACGCAACCUUUGACAACAGAGAGCUGUUAUCGCCAUCCUAAGUAUUCGUCCGGAAAUCUGUCCGCCCUCUCGGCCCACCUUAUUUCUCCUCCUCCGCCUCCCCAUAUAGACACUCUGAUCUAUAUAACUGGGAAUGAUGAGAAGUCAGGUGGCUUAGAGAAGGAAAUGUAAGUCUCCGGCAAGUUUGAGAAAGAAAGACGUAAACAGAAAAAGGAAGAAAGAAAGAAGAGAUAAGUGAAGAAAGAAGAGAGAGAAAGAGAGAGAAGGCAGCCAACCCGCCGACUCUGGGAGUCCUCGUCACCCCCAGCCGAGGGGGAGGGUUGUUUUAAUUGUGGGUUUGGCCGACUGACGACUGGAGUGCCCUCCUCGGCCGUCUUAGUUGUAGCUGGAGGUCAUGUAAAUCGACCUUAAAAGAAUGCAUAAGCCAUAAAUUAAAAUAAACCCUCACCCAAGGGCUGAUCCAUAAGUAGACAAUAUCCAACCUGGACAAAACGAGCUUUCCUUACGAGCCGACCUAAACCGCAUCCCCCCAAAGAAUAGAGCCUAAAUGCAAAGUCACUUUCAUGAAUUCAAAGGAAAUUUACCAGUGAAUUCUGGGUGCUGGGGCUGACUUUUUGUGCAUAUUUACAUUCUAUGUCUUCUGAUGAGGAAAGGAAAAUGCUUCAAGAAGGACUUUGUGACCCCUCAUCACUUUGUAUAAGAGCCCAGAAGAAUGUCUUCCAAGCAAGCCACCUCUCCAUUUGCCUGUGCAGCUGAUGGAGAGGAAGCGAUGACCCAGGAUUUGACCUCAAGGGACAAGGAAGAUGGCAGUGUUCAACAUGCGGCCUCCCAUCUGCCUCUGCAGCCCAUAAUGCACAACAAACCUCACUCUGAGGAGCUGCCGACACUUGUCAAUACCAUUCAGCAAGAUGCUGACUGGGACAGCGUCCUGUCGUCUCAGCAAAGAAUGGAGUCAGAGAAUAAUAAGUUAUGUUCCCUAUAUUCCUUCCGAAAUACCUCUACCUCACCACAUAAGCCUGACGAAGGGAGUCGGGACCGUGAGAUAAUGACCAGUGUUACUUUUGGAACCCCAGAACGCCGCAAAGGGAGCCUUGCCGAUGUGGUGGACACACUGAAACAGAAGAAGCUUGAGGAAAUGACUCGGACUGAACAAGAGGAUUCUUCCUGCAUGGAAAAACUACUUUCAAAAGAUUGGAAGGAAAAAAUGGAGAGGCUAAAUACCAGUGAACUUCUUGGAGAAAUUAAAGGUACACCUGAGAGUCUGGCAGAAAAAGAACGGCAGCUCUCUACGAUGAUUACCCAGCUGAUCAGUUUACGAGAGCAACUCCUGGCAGCGCACGAUGAACAGAAAAAACUGGCAGCCUCACAGAUUGAGAAACAACGGCAGCAAAUGGACCUUGCGCGCCAACAGCAAGAACAGAUUGCAAGACAGCAGCAGCAACUUCUGCAACAGCAGCACAAAAUUAAUCUCCUGCAGCAACAGAUCCAGCAGGUUCAGGGUCACAUGCCUCCGCUCAUGAUCCCAAUUUUUCCACAUGACCAGCGGACCCUGGCAGCAGCUGCUGCUGCCCAACAGGGAUUCCUCUUCCCCCCUGGAAUAACAUACAAGCCAGGUGAUAACUACCCUGUACAGUUCAUUCCAUCAACAAUGGCAGCUGCUGCUGCUUCUGGACUCAGCCCUUUACAGCUCCAGAAGGGUCAUGUCUCCCACCCACAAAUUAAUCCAAGGCUAAAGGGCCUAAGUGACCGUUUUGGCAGGAGUUUGGACACCUUUGAACAUGGUGGUGGCCAUUCUUACAACCACAAACAGAUUGAGCAACUCUACGCUGCUCAGCUGGCCAGCAUGCAGGUGUCACCUGGAGCAAAGAUGCCAUCAACUCCACAGCCACCAAACACAGCAGGGGCAGUCUCACCUACUGGGAUAAAAAAUGAAAAGAGAGGGACCAGCCCUGUAACUCAAGUUAAGGAUGAAGCAGCAGUAGCGCAGCCGCUGAAUCUCUCCUCCCGACCCAAGACAGCUGAGCCUGUAAAGUCCCCAACAUCUCCUACACAGAGCCUCUUCCCAGCCAGCAAAACCAGCCCUAUCAGUCUGCCCAACAAAGGCAGCCUCCCCAGCCCCAUCGGAGGAAGUCUGGGAAGAGGAUCCUCUCUAGGUAAAUGGAAAGGUCAACACCUGGAAGAGACUUAUGAAUUAGAUAUCCUGUCCAGUCUCAACUCCCCCGCCCUGUUUGGGGAUCAGGACACAGUGAUGAAAGCCAUCCAGGAGGCUCGGAAGAUGAGAGAACAGAUCCAGCGGGAGCAGCAGCAGCAGCCACCGCAUGGUGUUGACGGCAAACUAGCCCUGAAUAACAUGGGGAUGAACAACUGCAGGAAUGAAAAGGAGAGAGCACGCUUUGAGAAUCUGGGGCCCCAAAUACCAGGAAAGCCUAGUGACGAUGGAAAGCUGGGUCCAGGUGUCAUCGAUCUUACUCGGCCAGAAGAUGCAGAGGGAAGUAAAGGAAUGAAUGGCUCCGCAGCUAAACUACAGCAGUAUUACUGUUGGCCUGCAGGAGGUGCCACUGUGGCUGAAGCAAGAGUCUACAGGGAUGCCCGAGGCCGGGCCAGCAGUGAGCCACACAUCAAGCGACCAAUGAAUGCAUUCAUGGUCUGGGCGAAGGAUGAGAGGAGAAAAAUCCUUCAAGCCUUCCCUGACAUGCAUAACUCCAACAUUAGCAAAAUCUUAGGGUCUCGCUGGAAAUCCAUGUCCAAUCAAGAGAAGCAGCCGUACUAUGAAGAACAGGCCCGGCUAAGCAAGAUCCACUUAGAGAAGUACCCGAACUAUAAAUACAAACCUCGGCCGAAACGCACCUGCAUCGUUGAUGGCAAAAAGCUCCGAAUCGGAGAGUAUAAGCAACUGAUGAGGUCGCGGAGACAGGAGAUGAGGCAGUUCUUCACCGUGGGGCAACAGCCUCAGAUUCCAAUCACCACGGGAACAGGUGUUGUGUAUCCUGGUGCUGUUACUAUGGCAACUACCACACCAUCGCCUCAGAUGACAUCUGACUGCUCUAGCACUUCUGCCAGCCCAGAACCCAGCCUCCCAGUCAUCCAGAGCACUUACAGCAUGAAGACAGACGGCGGAAGCCUGGCUGGAAAUGAGAUGGUGAAUGGAGAGGAUGACAUGGAAAUGUACGAGGACUAUGAAGAUGACCCCAAAUCAGACUAUAGCAGCGAAAACGAAGCCCCAGAGGCUGUCAGCGCCAACUGAUCAGUGUCCGUUCGCUGAAUUAAAAUAUUCUGACAUUUCACUUCCCUCCCCUCAACAAAAAGUUCUUAAAGAGCCCGCAUGCAUCUGUGGCCCCACGAUUACAUCAGCA